Colossoma macropomum (tambaqui) is the source of this 7525-nucleotide messenger RNA. It is a transcript of the gene dock5, whose product is annotated as dedicator of cytokinesis 5. Gene Ontology annotation, molecular function: small GTPase binding; guanyl-nucleotide exchange factor activity. Bases 113 to 5722 code for a protein of 1869 amino acids. The transcript has 51 exons. The record is from RefSeq and is a predicted model, not a curated record. NCBI's taxonomy places the organism in Eukaryota, Metazoa, Chordata, Actinopteri, Characiformes, Serrasalmidae. Gene Ontology annotation, cellular component: cytoplasm; plasma membrane. Gene Ontology annotation, biological process: small GTPase-mediated signal transduction; cell migration.
CAGCAAACAGUUCUUCGUAUAACACCGGAACUGUGAUGUCCAGACAGGGAAAACCGUGCUAUCUGCUCCUGGUGUAUAUAUUUAUUUAUUUUGUUCCACAAAGUUCUCCGCAAUGUCUCGCUGGAUUCCAACCAAAAAGGAGAAAUAUGGAGUUGCUAUCUAUAACUAUGAUGCAAAGGGGGAGAAGGAGCUGUGCCUACAGGUGGGGGACUCUGUGCACAUACUUGAGAUGUUUGAAGGGUGGUACCGAGGAUACACUCUACGGCAGAAAUCACAAAAGGGCAUUUUCCCAGCCACCUAUAUCCACUUGAAAGAAGCUAAAGUUGAAGGGACAGGAAAAAAGGAGACAGUAAUACCUACGGAUUUGCCCCUGGUACAGGAACUGGGUGCUACCCUAAGAGAAUGGGCACAAUUAUGGCACAGUCUUUAUGUGAACAAUAAGACCACACUGUUCCGGAGUGUUCAGCAGAUGGCCUACAGUCUGAUUGAAUAUCGCUCACAGAUUGUGUCAGGAACACUUCCCAAGGAUGACCUCGUAGAGCUCAAGAAAAAAGUCACAGCAAAAAUUGAUUAUGGAAACAGGAUCCUGGGGCUGGACUUGGUGGUUCGUGAUGAGGCUGGGAACACAUUAGAGCCAGAAUGCACCAGUACAGUCAGUUUAUUCAGAGCCCAUGAGUCUGCUUCCCGCAGUAUUGAUGAGCGGAUACAGGAAGAGAAGACACGUCUCCAGAACCUUGCCAUGCGUCGACAGUCUCUCUUUAGUACAGCACACACCUAUAGCCUCCUUAUGAACCUCAAGAACUUUGUCUGCAACAUUGGUGAAGAUGCAGAGCUGCUUGUGUCCCUCUAUGACCCAGACCAGUCUGAGUUCAUCAGUGAAAAUUUCCUGGUACGGUGGGACAGUAAAGGCAUGCCUAAAGAGAUUGAAAAACUCAACAACCUGCCAGCACUUUUUACGGACCUUAGCAGCAGCGAUCUGAUCAGGCCCCAUCUGUUCCUGGUGUGUCAGAUCAUCCGAGUUGGCUGCAUGGAGCUAAAAGAAGGCAAGAAGCACACUGGUGGUCUGCGGAGGCCUUUUGGAGUAGCAGUGAUGGAUAUCACAGACAUUUCUCAUGGGAAAGUAGAUGAUGAAGAGAAGCAGCAUUUCAUCCCCUUUCAGCAGAUUGCCAUGGAAACGUACGUCCGCCAAAGGCAGUUGAUCAUGUCCCCUCUCAUCCCUUCUCGUGUUAUUGGAGAAAAUGAGCCUCUUACAGCUGUUUUUAACAAAGUCAUUGCUACACGAGAGGUCAACCACAAAGGACAGGGUCUAUUUGUGACCCUAAAGCUCCUCCCGGGAGAUCUGUCCCAGGUUCAGAAGGACUAUCCUCACUUUGUGGAUCGCGCAACAGCCAUAGUGAGGAAAAUGGGCUUCCCUGAAAUCAUCCUCCCAGGAAAUGUGAGAAAUGACAUCUACGUGACACUGCUACAGGGAGAGUUUGACCGUGGCAAGAAAAAGACACCUAAAAACGUAGAGGUUGUGAUGAGUGUACUUGAUGAUGAAGGGAAUCCAAUAGAGAAAGCCAUAUUCCCAGGGGCGGGCUAUGAGGGGAUCACUGAAUACAAGUCAGUCAUUUACUACCAGGUGAAGCAGCCAUGCUGGAAUGAGACAGUGAAGGUGGCCAUCCCCAUAGAGGAUGUGUGCCGCUGUCAUCUCAGCAUGACUUUCAGACACAGAUCCUCUCAAGAUUCUAGAGAUAAGUCUGAAAAGCCAUUUGGAAUGGCUUUUGUUCGCCUGAUGAAGUCAGAUGGUACCACUCUGCGAGAUGGAAAACAUGACCUAAUUGUCUACAAGGUGGAUGUGAAAAAAGCAGAAGAUGCCAAGACCUAUCUGACUCUGCCAGGCUGCUGGGCUGAGGUGGAGGAGUAUGAGAGACAGAGUGGAAAACCUUUCCAGAAUUUAAGUCUCAUCCCAGUCACUAGGGACAGCUUCCAGAUCAGCACACUCACCUGUUCCACAAAGCUCACACAGAAUGUGGAUCUUCUGGGACUUCUCAACUGGAGAUCAAAUCCUGACAAAUUAGAGGAGAAUCUUCAGAGACUGAUGGAGGUUGAUGGAGGAGAGAUUGUAAAGUUUCUUCAGGACACACUGGAUGCUCUCUUUAACAUCAUGAUGGAGACUUCUGAGAAGGAUACUUAUGAUUCCUUAGUGUUCAAUGCAUUGGUGUUUAUAAUCUCACUGAUUGGGGACAUAAAAUUUCAGCACUUCAACCCAGUUCUCGAGACUUACAUAAACAAGCACUUCAGUGCCACACUAGCUUACACGAAAUUGACCAAGGUGUUGAAUUAUUAUGUUAGUUACACGGAGGACCCAGCUCACAUAGAGAGGCUCUAUGCUGCCCUAAAAGCCUUCAAGUACCUUUUCCGUUUCAUUGUACAGUCUCGCAUCCUUUAUCUCAGAUUUUAUGGGAACAGUAAGGAAGGGGACGAGUUUUUCGACUCCAUUCGUACACUUUUCCUGUCCAUCAACACUCUGAUGGACAGGCCUCUGGAUGAAGCUGUGAAGAUAAAGGGAGCAAUUUUAAAAUACCUUCCAACCAUCAUCAAUGACAUCCAGCAUGUUUUUGAUCCAGUGGAGCUCAGUGUUCUGCUGGCUAAGUUUAUUGAGAGCAUUCCAGACUCUCAGCUGGUGAGACAAAAGCUGGGCUGUAUGAUGAAGAUUGUGGAGAGUGACCUUUUCAAAUUGCCAGACUGCCGUAAUGUGCUGUUGCCCCUGCUCACAGACCAGCUUAGUGGCCAGCUGGAUGAUCACUCCAAUAAGACUGACCAUGAGGCCUGUGUGCAACUUCUGAGUACUGUACUGGACAUGCUAGACCGCAAAGACAUGGGUCCCAUGGGGGGUCAUGUACAAUUAAUUAUGGAGCGUCUCUUGCGGAGGGUCAACCGCACAGUCAUCGGCAUGAGCAGAGACUCUCCUCUAAUUGGACAUUACCUGGCUUGCAUGAUUGCUGUCCUGAAUCAGAUGGAAGAUGCACACUAUGCCCACUACAUAAGCACCUUUAAAACCAGGCAGGACAUCAUUGACUUCCUUAUGGAGACAUUCAUCAUGUUUAGGGACAUGAUGGGAAAUGUAUUCCCCUCUGAUUGGAUGACCAUGAACCUCCUACAAAUGCAAGUGUUUCUGCGGGCCAUAAACCUGUACUCUGAUGUCCUCAACCAGUACUUCUUGGACCCUGCUUAUUUUCAUUUGCAGCUUUGGAACAAUUACUUUCACCUCACUGUUGCAUUCAUUACCCACAAAUCACUGCAACUGGAGACCUUCUCUCCUGAGAAACGCAAUAAAAUUCUCAACAAGUAUGGGGACAUGAGGAAGACCAUUGGCUUUAAGCUACGAGACACGUGGUACAAUCUUGGUCCUCAUAAGAUGAAGUUCAUCCCUGCCAUGGUGGGCCCGAUCUUGGAGGUCACACUAGUUCCAGAACCAGAUCUAAGGAAAGCCACCAUUCCCAUCUUCUUUGACAUGAUGCAGUGUGAACACCACUUCAGUCCCAACCACACCUUCCAAAUGUUUGAGCAUGAAUUAAUCACUAAGCUGGACCAAGAGGUUGAAGGAGGUCGUGGUGACAAGCAGUACAAAAUAUUACUAGAGAAAACGCUGUUGGAGCACUGCAGGCGUCAUCGAUACCUGUCUCAGUCUGGUGAAGAGCUGGCUGUGCUGUUAAGCUCUCUGCUGGAGAAUCUGCUGGCAUACCGCACUAUCACCCAUGAUGAGAGCCCUGAACUGCGUAUGAGCUGCACAGUCAAUGUGUUGAACUUUUACAAGGAGAAAAAAAGAGAAGACAUCUAUAUUCGGUACUUGUAUAAACUACGUGACCUGCACUUAGACUGUGAGAACUACACUGAAGCUGCUUUCACACUGCUGCUACAUGCUGAGCUGCUAGAGUGGUCAGAUAAGCCCUGUGCACCCCACCUGAUCCCACGUGAGGGGGCUCCUGCGUGUACCCAACAAGAGCUGAAAGAAAGGCUAUUCCAGGAGAUUAUAUGCUACCUAGACAAGGGCCAAAUGUGGGAAAAGGCCAUUGAGAUGAGCAAACAGCUUGCCAAGAUGCAUGAGAACCAGAUGUUUGAUUUUUUGGAGCUCAGUCAGCUCCUGAAACAACAAGCACAGUUUUAUGAGAACAUCAUGCAUGCUAUGAGACCUCAGCCUGAAUACUUUGCAGUGGGCUACUACGGCCAGGGCUUCCCAUCUUUUCUCAGGAACAAAGUGUUCAUCUACCGUGGUAAAGAGUAUGAAUGGCUGGAGGACUUCAGUCUGAAGUUGCUGUCUCAGUUCCCCAGUGCAGUCAGAAUGACCAGCACAGCGCCCCCUGGUGACACCAUCUGCAGCUCACCUGGCCAGCAUAUUCGGUGCUUUACUGUCAAGCCUGUCCUCAGUUUGCCUCUGCAGUUUAAGGAUAAAGGUGUUCCAGAACAGAUUCUAAAUUACUACAGAACAAAUCAGGUGGACCAAUUCCAAUACUCAAGACCAUUCAGGAAAGGUGAAAAAGAUCCAGACAACGAGUUUGCUACCAUGUGGAUUGAAAGGACCACAUUCAUCACACAAUACCACUUCCCAGGAAUCCUCAAGUGGUUUGAAGUGAAAUCUACAUCUGUGGAUGAGAUCAGCCCAUUAGAGAAUGCGAUAGAAACCAUGGAGCUGGCUAAUGAGAAGCUGAGUAAUCUUGUACAGCAUCAUGCAUGUGACCGCUCUCUUCCUGUCCAUCCUCUGUCCAUGAUGCUCAAUGGCAUUGUGGACCCAGCGGUCAUGGGUGGCUUUGCAAACUACGAAAAGGCGUUCUUCACUGAGGCUUACAUGCAGCAGCACCCAGACGAUAUAGAACGUAUUGAAGUCCUUAAGCACCUUAUUGCUCUACAGAUCCCACUGUUGGAUGAGGGCAUACGGAUCCAUGGGGAAAAAUCAACAGAACAGCUGAAGCCCCUUCACAACCAUCUGGUCACAUGCUUCCAGGAGCUGAGAGAGAAAGUUGAAAGACAGUAUGGAGUUAUCACUCUGCCAUGCUCCCUGACAAAGAAGAAAAAAAGUCGUGUGGGAUCAGUAGUGGUACCUUACAUAAUGUCCUCUACACUGAGACGCAUGUCAACCAUCUCCACACAGUCCAAUGCAACUUCAGGCCUCUCCAGUGGUUCUGGCUCUUCUGAGGGAAACCCUUCCAGACCUGCUUCCCAAAAUUCUCUCCUGUCCCAUUUAAGUGAUAGGAGAAUGUCAUAUUUGUCAUGCUCUGAGGAGGAUAACCGAAUCAGCAAAAAGAACAGGAAAGAAUGGAGCGUAAGCAAGUCUCAGGUCCUCUUGGAAAGGCUGGCUGACACAGAUGAGACCCCUCCAGAAAAGCAACAGAGGCCUAAAAGUCUCACCAUUGGGGAUCGGAGGCUUGCACUAUCGCUGUUUCAUGGAGAUUCAAGCAGUCUCAGCUUAAAGAACCCUCUUAGCCCUCUGCCAGCCUCUCCACACACACCUCGAAGCUCUAGUUAUUCAUCUCUCCUAAGUGACACUAGCGUCAACACUGCUGAGACCCCAAAUACACCUCCACCCAUGCCCCCUAAGAAGCACCUGAACGAGAGUGACUACACUACCAAUUCAUUUGAGUUUACACCUGUGUUGCCAAUGAAAGUGGACAGCAAGCCGCCCCCUCCCCCUCCCAAAACUCGCAAGUCCAUGUUCCCUGCUCAAGAAUACCAUCCACAAUGAAAAGACUUCCUUCAAGAGUGCGCAUGCUUGCAUGUGUGUGUAUACAAGAAUGGGACUCUAGCCUACUGUUAAUGGUUUUGAAUGAUAUUUACACUCCUGCUUACAAAUGCUAUGUGGGUAUUUUAUCUUAACUAAAUUUUUCUCAGUUGAGUCACAAUGAUGAUUAAUGGUGGCUUUGAGUUAAGAAUUCUUUUUCCUGGUUGUUAUUCCAGUUGUCCUGUGUCCUGUGUCAGUGUACUGAUCAGUUUAGCUGAUUCCACAUGUGGAUGUGAGGCACAGUAUCAGACCAAUAGUCCCGUUCUAUAACAGUUUAAACAGGGGAAAAAAGUAAAAGUAAAACAGUUAUGGGACAUUUUGUCUUAUAUUUUUAUUCCAUCAUCAGCAAAUAAAUAAAAGUGAUGCACUGAUAGUACUGCCAAAGAAAGGGCAUGAAUGUCAGAAGUAAUUACCAAGGGCUCCACGAAUUUUGAAUUACUUGUGAAUAGACUUUUAGAUUUAGCCUCAGUUUGUGACAUUCUACAAAAAAAAAAAUACCUCAUGAAAAAUUUUUCAAAUUAGUCAUUCAAUAAUGUAGAAUUAUUUCAACUCUACAGGAAAAAACAUGAAAACGUGAAAAGCAUGAAAACGGGACCAUUUUUGAAGCGACUUAUAUCUUAAUUAAAAGCAUUAUUUCAAAAACAACCCUUUUUGGAAUUGUGAAGCAGUUUAGGACAUCUAAGAAAUGAGUAGGUAUGAAUAGUUAGGUAACCAAGCCGCUAAAGCAGUGGUGCCCAAUCUUAUCCGCAGAGGGCCGAUGUGGCUGCAGGCUUUCACUCUACCAAAGCAGGAGGUCACCUGAUGAAAUGUUUGAAGACUAAGACUGAUUAAACAAGUAGAAUCAGGUGUGCUUUAGCUUUUUUGGAGUGAAAACCUGCAGGCACACUGGCCCUUUGCAGAUAAGAUUGGAUACCCCUGCGCUAAAGAGUCUUUUACUGUUGACACUGCUGUGUGUGCACAAUUGAGCAAAUGUAGACUAGAAUUAGAAUAGAAUAAGUGUCUGGAUACUUUUAGGCAUAUAUUAUACCAUUUAAGUGUUCUUACUGACAGCUCCAGUUUUUAAUCUUUGGGGUACUGAUGUGUUGAAAAUAUUGAUCAUUCAAGGUUCAAGUAUAUCACGCAAAAAUUUGAGGGCGGUAGCCUUUUAGAAGCAGUGUAAUAAAGGAGAGUGUAAUACAAUGUCAUGAGGGGAAAGUGUUUAUGGUUUAAAUGCUGUGAGCACAUAUUCUACCCAUUUAAAUCAUGAUUUAGUCAACAGUUGUACAGUUCACUCUGAAUCUGAAGCGUAAAAUGUAGUAUACAGUGAUAUUUGGGCAUUAAACACUAAAACAUUCUGACCCUUCUUACCACAGUCUGUUUAUCCUAUUAUUGAGCAAUGCACUGGAUAGAAUUAUACAUAUAGGAUAAAGAAUAAUACAUAAUACAUAUUCAUGUCAGCUCUGUGCUCCCUCUUACGGAUCUGCUUCUAUAAUUAUGUUAUACAAAACAUUCAAAAGGUUGGUACAUUUUGCUUUUUGUUAAGUUCCUGGACUUGUACUUUUGAGCAGUAGUGGCAUACUAAAACAACAAAAUUUAAUUAUGUGUAGACUACAUUAUCUUGAAAUGCAAAGAAAGGCUUUUAAACAAUUGUGUAAAUAGUUUUUCAUUGAGAGAUAAUUUAAACUGGUUGUAAAUUAUGUGGUCUGAUUAAGUUGUGAUAUUACUUUUCUUAAAAAUGAAACUGUACUACAAACCAAACAAAAUUAAAGAUCUUGAUUUAUUACUUGA